Messenger RNA from Penaeus chinensis, 1064 nucleotides. It is a transcript of the gene Rrp4, whose product is annotated as exosome complex component RRP4-like. Bases 149 to 1021 code for a protein of 290 amino acids. Gene Ontology annotation, biological process: U4 snRNA 3'-end processing; exonucleolytic trimming to generate mature 3'-end of 5.8S rRNA from tricistronic rRNA transcript (SSU-rRNA, 5.8S rRNA, LSU-rRNA); poly(A)-dependent snoRNA 3'-end processing. Gene Ontology annotation, cellular component: cytoplasmic exosome (RNase complex); nuclear exosome (RNase complex). The transcript has 7 exons. The record is from RefSeq and is a predicted model, not a curated record. Lineage: Eukaryota; Metazoa; Arthropoda; Malacostraca; Decapoda; Penaeidae. Gene Ontology annotation, molecular function: RNA binding.
CUCGCGAAUGUAAACAAACAAGAUCCAUGUGGAAGCGGUUCCAUGUGAACAGCUCCCUGUAUGCAUACAGUUGUUGAUUCUGUUACACGGUUUUGAUAUACGGCGCUUCUAUUUAGGUAGAAAUUGCUUCUGCGAAUAAACGGAAAGCAUGGAGAUCCAGCUUGCAUGUGAACUCCCUCGAGUCCAGAAUAUGGUUCAUGUUCAAGGCUCUGCGAAGCCAAGGCUUGUCACUCCGGGUGAAGUUAUUUAUCAGGAUACAAGUUUUAUGAGGGGUCAUGGCACUUACAUGGAAGAAGGAGUUCAGGUUGCAUCAGUUGCAGGAUAUGUAACCCGAGUUAAUCGUCUCAUCACUGUCACCCCCCUGCGGCAAGUGUAUCAAGGUGCUGUUGGUGACACUAUUGUUGGACGUAUCACACAGGUUCAGACUAACAGAUGGAAAGUAGACGUAAAUUCCAGGCUGGAUGCUGAGCUUCGACUGUCAAAUAUUCAGUUACCAGGAGGAGAGCAACGUCGUAGUAAUUUGGAGGAUGAACGUGGCAUGAGAGGAUUACUACGGGAAGGAGACCUUGUCUGUGUUGAAGUUCAAAAGAUUAGUGAUGAUGGACUGUUAAGAUUGGCUGCUCGUAGCAUCAAAUAUGGAAAGCUAUCGCAAGGAACACUCCUAGCUGUAUCACCAUCACUUAUUGUCCAAGACAAGCAGAGAAUGCAUGAUCUCCCUUGUGGUGCCCGAGUUGUGUUUGGAGCAAAUGGAUAUGUGUACAUUACUCCAACAGUACCACAAGAACAAGCAUCAACUUACACUGUCAACUUUGAAGAGGUCCCAGUUGAUAUUCGUAAAACAAUUGGACGUCUUCGGAACUGCAUCAAGCUCUUAGCAAUACAUUCUAUCAUGAUAUCCCCAACAAGUGUAACCUCUGCAUUUGAUAUAUCUAUUGAACAGGAAUAUGAGAUAAAGGAUUUGCUAAAACCAGAUGUUAUGCAGGAUGUUGCUAUGGCAACAGUUCAGAUGCUGAAUGAGUAGAUUAGUUUUGUAAUUACUGAGGAAAAAUAAUAUCAGAAAACUU